UAGCUGGCAAGUACCAAAACGAGAACUUGACCUACUUUUAUAACUUUUUAGGCGAAGCCAAGCUACAAGUCCUAGAGCAACGAUUAGGAUUAAAAUUAAUAAAAAGGCAAUAUGACUCAACAAAGCAGAAAUGAAUCUAUCCAACUGUUUACCAAACUUUUGAAACUCUAUUCGUCCAUCAUCAACAAACUAAAUGAUGAACAAGGUUUGGUGCUUGAAGAUUUCCACAAAUAUGAAGGAGCUGGUUCUCAGUGGUUUGAUAGUAUAAAAUCAAGUGAGGCGGCCAAGUAUUUAAACAGUAAAUGUCAUAGUGAAAACAAAGUCACUUCAGCAUUUAAGGAAGUCACUGGGACUUUGAAAAUGAUUGAAUUCAUAAAACUUGCAAGUCUGGUCUUAGCUUACAACAACAGUCUGACUGUGGCUUUUGGGAAGAAAAACAGUGUAAAUGACAAGGAACAGAGUUUGCCAAAAAACUUGACAGCCCUUGUGGAGAAAAUGUCCAGAGCUAUUGAAACUUUUCUGGCCUUCAUACCAUGGGACUACACUUCUUGUGAGAAGGAGUUGCAGGACUCUCUGCCUUCUUUGGAAACUGAUAUAAAUGAUUAUGCAUUAACAUUGUACGGUGAAGAACUCGUAUCUUUAGACUUAAAACAACAGCUGGUUGUUUAUGAUGUUGAUGUUUUAUGUGCAGUGCUAGGUUUAAGGAUGGAGUUUGGAAACUUUCUAAAGCAGAUCAAAUCAGAGUGGUGGUUUUACCAAGUAGAGACCUACCAUAUUCUUAACUGGCUAAAGAACUUUAAAGCUAUGCACCAGACCAACAAUGUGUUUUACAACAUGGGGUUUACUGAAAAGAAAGCAACAUCCAUCUCAAAUCAGAUUCCUUUAUCUCUGUAUAACCUCCAAUCACCUUUUUAUUGGGCUGAAUCGUACAUUGAAAGCAUGUUCCAAUGUCAUCCUCUUUUAGGAGAUUCUAAAGAUUUCCCCAAUGUUUCAGAACAUAUUGAUUGCCCUGAUACACCAGAAAACACCCCAUUUGAGGCAUGUGUUGAUGUAGCUAACCCAGAUCAAUGUGAUAAGGGGAAAUUUAGUAUUAUAAAUGGAUCAGAUAUAGAUUGUCUUAAGGUUCAGUCGUUAAUUGAUGAUUACAUAAGUCAGCUUUCCUUAGAUGGGCAUACUCUGUUUUUUCAUGGAACUUCGCAUAUGUCUGCAGCCUCUAUUUUCAAAUGGGGAAUUAAUCUCACAGAAGGUAGCGAGAGACAGGAUUUCUCACAUAAAGAAAGUUUUAGCCUGUAUUAUUCUUACCAAAAUGCUAAAGAAUGGGCCAAGGCACGGAACUUUGAUUCUGCUGUGGUUGUGUUUCAAAUUCCUGAUAUACUGCUUAAAGAAACUGACAACAAUGGUCGUGAUUUGACUGCUGACAACCCAGAAAACAGACAAGAGUGGGAAGAAAUAGUAAAGUACAGCCGGAAAGGAUAUACAGGGAAUGAGCCUGCAAGAUUCAAAUCCUACUCCUUCAUUAAAGGCCACUUGUGUGCUAAUCCUAAUGAUGUGAAGAAAGGAAGUACACCAUUAAAGCUUUCUGAUACCAAUCUACAAUUUUGUUUGAAAAAGCAAAACUAUGCAGCUGUAUUUGGAAAUACAAAGCAUAUUUUAUGUGCUGUAUUCUACAAGAACAAAUGCAAUUGUAAAGGCAGACGUUUUUGCCCAUAAUAUAGUAGAAUGUUGUAAUGUAUUGUCAUUUGUACUAGUACAAAUAUGCAUUGAUGUUUUUUAAACUGUCUUUUUAAUAUUUUGAUGUAAGUUAUUUUUUAAUACAAAUAAUGACUUAUGUUGUCUUUUUUUAAUGAAAAUUCUUCAAUAGCAAGUGCAUUAAGUCUGGUACAUGGUUUCCACAAAGUUGUGGAAACAUGAGCUCAAAUAGAAUAUCAUAAAAAUUCCUUAAAAAGCAAAUCGUUUUUUUUUAGCAAAAUAUGUUUUCUUUUUAAAUCUUUUUUUUCAGUUGGUCCAGUGUUCUCAUAUGACAGUGUUCAUAUUCAUACAAACAUUAAUAGCUUGAUCAGAAUGAUUUGCUUACAGUUACAAACACCUAUUUUUUAUUUUUAAAAAUAAAAUUUUAAAACAUUGUUUAAGGUUAGAAAUAAUUAUAAAGUGUUAUAUCUGAUAAAAGUGAUAGCUACCGUGUUUAUAAUGGUGUAUAACAAGAUUUAAAAAGAAUGGAACUCUUGAUAAUGAAAAAUAAAAAUUUAAUUGAAGUCUUCUUUUUUGUUAAAAUGUACGUUCUUCAUCUAUUUUAAAAGUUUGUUUAGUUUUCUGGUUUACUUUUAGUUCCAUAUCUAAGUAACAUUUUUUAUAUAUCAUGUUCGGAAAAUAAACUAUAAUUGACUACUCUUGAAAAUAAAAUUAAUAUUAAUUUUUUUUUAAAUAACAGGCUUUAUUAGAUGUGUCAAACUGAAUUUUUAAAAUGGUCCCAGAGCUUUUUGAAAGUUGCUAUGUCAAGAUCUAAUAUAUAAAGCUCAGUUCUGUAACGUGUGGCAAAAAAAAAGUUUGUCGUUGACAGUUCUACGGAUUUAAGUGUUAGAUUUUUUUAUCGUGCUCACAGUCUAAAUGUACGAGUCAAAAAAAUACCAUUGAAAGUCUUUAAAAACAAUGUUCACUCUAUUUACUUAGAAGAAUAAUUUUCAAUUAUGAACGCGACAUAAAAUUUUUAAAAAGUGUAUCGACGUUUAUAAAAUUUCUAAAAUUGUGUCGGAAAUGUAUUGACUGCACAGUUACUUCCC
This is a messenger RNA of Physella acuta, 2777 nucleotides long. RefSeq lists its product as uncharacterized. Lineage: Eukaryota; Metazoa; Mollusca; Gastropoda; Physidae. The record is from RefSeq and is a predicted model, not a curated record.